AUGUUUAGCGGAAGGACAGCCUUUUACACACUAGAAAACUAUGGAGGAAUGUUAGUAAUGGCAGGUAUAAAGAUCUUUAAAUACACAUCAUUUGAUGUAACAAAGGAGAAAAUUUCAAUGAGAAUAGAAGAGAGAUAUCGACCAAAAUUUAAGUCUAUUUAUGAUGGAAUUUUUAAUAAAGUAGGAAAGUCAGGAGGAUCAGUUUAUUCAAUAAUGGCAAAUGCUGUAUUUAAAGAUAUCAGUCCGAGGGGGAUAGCACCAAUAACACUGUUGUUUUCAUCAGGUUUUAUAUUUGUAUGGAUAAUUUUACUGUUUUAUUUGGGUGCUAAUUAUAAUAAAAGUAUAAGCAAUCAAAAACCAAUAGAAAUCGAUUUGUUUAACGAAGAAGACGAAGAGGAAAGUGAGAAAGAAGAAGGAGAAAUUAAAGAAGGAGAAAGAAUUAAUGAAAGACCAAAAGAAACAGAGAAAGUAAAAAAGAUAGUUUUAUAA
Messenger RNA from Hepatospora eriocheir, 489 nucleotides. Lineage: Eukaryota; Fungi; Microsporidia; Hepatosporidae. The record is from the annotation of a GenBank genome assembly.